UCUGCCAUAAAGGAGCUCUGGCACCGCUUUGGGUAAUAAUUUAUCCAAGGGGGGAAAAGUAGAAAUUCCCUUUUUUCCAGAACAUUCCUGCUGAGCUGUGAACUUUGGAAACCGUGGGACUUUGAUAAGGAUCAGGAUUGCCCCUUUCCCCCCUCCCUUCCCCCACCUCGGUUCACCCCACACCUCCUGAAUGUUGGACCUGCCCAUUCUGGCCUCCCCAGACAUGGCUGACAGCUGGUUGAACCUGCAGUCAGAGGAAGAAAGAGGGCAGGAAAGCAGCAUGGGGGACUCUGCCAACCUGGAUGACAGCCUGACCAGCCUACAGUGGCUGCAAGAGUUUUCCAUCAUCAAUGCCAACGUGGGCAAGUCUUCCUCUUCUCCCAGCAGCUUGGACCCUCACGGCUACCACAAGAUUCCUGGGUCUGCUGCUCCUUGCUCCCCCUUGGCUGCUGACCCAGCUUGCAUUGGGAUGCCCCACACCCCCGGCAAACCCAUUUCAUCUUCCACCUCCAGGACUACUCACCUGGGGAUGGGCAUGCAGGCCCAGCCCUUGGAAGACAUAGAUUACAAGACCAACCCCCAUGUGAAGCCCCCUUACUCCUAUGCAACGCUCAUCUGCAUGGCCAUGGAAGCCAGCAAGAAAACCAAAAUCACCCUUUCGGCCAUCUACAAAUGGAUUACGGACAACUUCUGCUACUUCAGACACGCUGACCCCACCUGGCAGAAUUCCAUCCGGCACAACCUAUCCUUGAACAAGUGCUUCAUCAAGGUGCCGCGAGAGAAGGACGAGCCAGGAAAAGGUGGAUUCUGGAAGAUCGACCCUCAGUAUGCAGACAGGCUUAUGAAUGGGGCCUUCAAGAAACGCAGGAUGCCCCCUGUGCAGAUCCACCCGGCCUUCACCAGCAGAGUCCAACAAGAAGCUGGGACUGCUGCCAACCAGGCAGCAUCCUCUUGGUCCAACGACAGUGUCCUGAAUGUCAACAUGGAGUCACAGCAGCUGCUCAAAGAGUUUGAGGAAGUCACGAGUGACCAGAAUUGGAACCCAGUGGAUGGGAAAAUGGGCCAUAAACGUAAGCAGCCAUUGCCCAAACGGAUGCACAAGACAGCUCGUCUCUCUAGCUCCCCCUUGCUCACCCAGGAAGAACAGACAGAGCUUGGCUCAUUGAAAGGUGACUUUGACUGGGAAGCUAUCUUUGACACCACCUUGAAUGGUGACUUCUCCACUUUUGAGGAUCUGGAGCUCACACCUCCUAUUAGCCCAAUAACCAGAGAUGUGGACUUGACGGUGCAUGGAAGACACAUUGACUGUCCACAGGAAUGGUGCCCAGUUGGGCAAGAUCAGGUCCUAACAGAAUCCAACCAGAACAACUUAGACUUCGAUGAAACCUUCAUGGCCACUUCUUUCCUUCAGCAUCCCUGGGAUGAAGAGAGAAACGAUUAUCUCUCAAAUUCGGUCAACAUGGACCAGUUGUUUGAACUCAACGACUCUUCUUUGCCCACAGACAUGAGUGACUGGAGCAGUAUGGGAUCUUUUUUAUAAGAGGCUGCUGAUGGUUAGAAGGAUCAAGUCAAACCCAGGUAGACUUUAUCUAUUCGCAAGAUACUCCCAUUGCUGCUGGAGAUUACAAGGGACAAGAUCUCUAGAAACGGGGACAUACACGUUGACUUUUAUCAGCUGCAAAGUAUGGUUAUUCACAGAAACUCCAGAAGAAACCCAGAAGAUUUGGCUGGAUAUAUCUGUAAGCAACACAUCAGGAGAAGUCUCUGCCUCUUGGGUUUCCCUAAGAGAAGAAAUAACUACUUAUUUUGGAACUCUGGUUUUUUAAAGAAAUGUAGAUUAUCCUAUGUUUUGUGGGAAUGGAAGAAGCAUAUGUUCCCUCUAGGAAAAAAGGAGAACAGUUGCUAAGUUACAUGCAAGAGCUGAGAUUUCCUGAUGACUUUGGACAUUGUAGACGAUGUGCAAUUUCCUUCUCCUUCUUCUCCCUCUCUCUCUCUUAUUUUUUUUUCUGUCCAGGGAUAUUCCCAGGUAUAACAUGAGAUAAUUAAGUAGCAAGUAAAUAAAAGUCCCUUCUGGGUUCUAUAAGUUCAACCUCCCUCCUGAAUUGGGGCUAGGGAAGAAGACGAGAUCUGUAAAAUCAGAUGCAAAUCAGCA
Mauremys reevesii (Reeves's turtle) is the source of this 2152-nucleotide messenger RNA. RefSeq names its product forkhead box J1 (gene FOXJ1). Bases 191 to 1540 code for a protein of 449 amino acids. The transcript is spliced from 3 exons. Gene Ontology annotation, biological process: regulation of DNA-templated transcription. Gene Ontology annotation, molecular function: DNA-binding transcription factor activity; sequence-specific DNA binding. The record is from RefSeq and is a predicted model, not a curated record. NCBI's taxonomy places the organism in Eukaryota, Metazoa, Chordata, Testudines, Geoemydidae.